Molecule: messenger RNA, 3108 nt
Organism: Mesocricetus auratus (golden hamster)
Lineage: Eukaryota; Metazoa; Chordata; Mammalia; Rodentia; Cricetidae
Gene: Shisa2
Product: shisa family member 2
Exons: 2
Coding region: 799-1686 (295 amino acids)
Biological process (GO): negative regulation of fibroblast growth factor receptor signaling pathway; negative regulation of Wnt signaling pathway
Cellular component (GO): endoplasmic reticulum
Source: RefSeq, a predicted model, not a curated record
CGCCAGCCCCUCUUAAGAGUGGAGCCCUACGCGCAGCUCGGCAGUCGGCGCUGGAUUGCGGCCGUGCCGGGCGAGUGUGGGGCGGCCGCGCGUUCCUCCCGCUCCCGUAGCCCGAGGGACUGAAACUUCCGUGGGUGGCUCCCACCGGAGCGCGCUGUCCCGGGCUCACCAGCUACAGCGGGAAGAAGCAGACCGGACGCGAGCUGCAGCAGGAGCCGGGGCGGGCAGCCCGCUGGCCCCGCGCCCAGCAGCAGCCGCGGCCGCCGCCAGCCGGGCGGGCUCCGGGACUGCAGGGGAGGUGCGGACACUCGCAGCGUCCCGAGCAGUGACCGGAGCCAUGAGGAGGAUCGAGCCCGGGGUCGCAGAGCUAGAACGCGGCCGGCCGCUGCACUUGCCGCCGGGAGCUCUGCUCACAUUGCCCGCGUCUUUGGCUACUUCUCGCUCCGGAGGUGAAUAGAGGGGGAGACUCUCGCACCCCGCCCGCGCGGGACCCUGCCGCUGAUACGCUCCAGCGGCGGCCUGGCCCCUGGUGGACAGCGGGCGUCCCCUCGGGGGAUGCACAGGGAAGUUCGGAUCGCCCGCCAAGCCUCCAGGAACAUUCCUUCCGCGAUGCCCCUGUGAAGACCGAGUCUAAUCGGGACCGGCGGCUCACUAACAAGGAGGGAUGACCUAGACCCUGGCUCUGCAGCCUGGGUGUCGCGGCAGAGGGGAGUGGCCCUCUCGGAAGGUCCCAGGCGUCGCCGAGCUGUAACUUCUUGAGGAGAUCUACGUCCUCCAGAGACAUCCCAGGGCAGUGCCAUGUGGGGCAGACGCGGCUCACCCGCCACCUCUUCUGGGCACCGCGCGUCGCUGCUGCAGCUGCUGCUGGCCGCGCUGCUGGCGGCGGGGGCGCGGGCCAGCGGCGAGUACUGCCAUGGCUGGCUGGACGCGCAGGGCGUCUGGCGCAUCGGCUUCCAGUGCCCCGAGCGCUUCGACGGCGGCGAUGCCACCAUCUGCUGCGGCAGCUGUGCGCUGCGCUACUGCUGCUCCAGCGCCGAGGCGCGCCUGGACCAAGGCGGCUGCGACAACGACCGCCAGCAGGGUGUGGGGGAGCCAGGCCGGACAGACAGAGACGGUCCAGACAGCUCGGCAGUCCCCAUCUAUGUGCCGUUUCUCAUCGUUGGCUCCGUGUUCGUUGCCUUCAUCAUCCUUGGGUCCCUUGUAGCAGCCUGCUGUUGUAGAUGCCUAAGGCCAAAGCAGGAUCCCCAGCAGAGCAGAGCCCCAGGGGGCAACCGCCUGAUGGAGACUAUCCCCAUGAUCCCCAGUGCCAGCACUUCCCGGGGGUCAUCCUCUAGGCAGUCCAGCACAGCUGCAAGUUCCAGCUCUAGUGCGAACUCAGGGGCCCGGGCUCCCCCAACAAGGUCACAGACCAACUGCUGCUUGCCUGAGGGAACCAUGAACAAUGUGUACGUCAACAUGCCCACGAAUUUCUCUGUACUUAACUGUCAACAGGCCACCCAGAUUGUACCCCAUCAAGGGCAGUAUCUGCACACCCCAUAUGUAGGGUAUGCCGUACAGCAUGACUCUGUGCCCAUGACUCCAGUGCCCCCAUUCAUGGACGGCCUGCAGCCCGGCUACAGACAAGUCCAGCCUGCCUUUGCCCACACUAACAGUGAACAGAAGAUGUACCCUGCAGUGACUGUAUAGCUUGCAGGUCACCAAUUAGGCUUUUAUGAGACUGAGCGAAACGGCCAGAUUCUUGUGCCAGAAGUCUGCUCAAGUUGGUGGUAUUUUCAUUAAUGUUCUCCCGAAUGACUUCCUUUGCCCGAGAACAUCUCCAGAACAGUGUUUCUGUGCGUGUUUCCUGAUUCAGAACGGAAAAACACAGCCCCUGGAGUCGCCACCUGUGUCCUCAAGUAUGUGACAAAUGCUUGAGCCCCUAAGUGCCCUUGAGGUGCGGCUGCCAGAGUCUGAGGUUGUGUGGUGUCAUUAUUUCUUUUUGUUUCAGCUGCACAAGAGAACACCUGUGACCUCCCCUUUACCUGGGCUGUUUUUUAAAUCAGUGUUCAAGGCUGAAAGGAGAUGUAAAUAAUAUAAUUAUUAUGAAAAGAAGCCAGUUUGAACUCUGACACUAGUCAACAGCCUCAAACCUCAUGUCUUAAUUUCAUUGUAAAAGAUAUAGUUUGUCUAUUUUUAUGCUUCUUGGGGGAGGCUAUUUUGAGUUUUUUUUUAAAUAACCAUGUGUUGAGAUCUUAUUACGAAGUGAUUUUCUACAUUAAAGAGAAGGAAAGGAAAUGUAUGCAUCUAAAGAAGACAUUCAAAUUCUAGGGGUGGAGUGGCAGUGAAGCCAUUAGCCCCUUUUUGAUGGAGCCUUUUUACUUUCUGGCUCUGUGGUGGCACCUGAGAAGUAAUUCGAUGCUUUUUUAUUGAAAUCAUGAGCUAUCUGUCACCUGCUGUGCUCCAAGUUACUUCUAACCUUGCCACGUGAUGUGGCAUGGGGCUUCGUUUUUGUUCCGCCUGAUUUCAGGAUCCCCUUGUCUAAAUAGUACCAAGGGCAGGGAAUUAGCAUGUGUGGAUGAAGGUCAGUAAAAAAUGCAAAGAAAUGUGCUGCAGAGAUGCUCAGUGUUGGUCGUCAGCCACCAUGAGGACCUCAGACACAAAUUGCUUUGCAAAUCAGAAGGCUUUUUUAGACUCUUGUUACCGGAAUGGUCUAUUUUCCCUGCAGCAGGAACAAUGGAAUCCAGAGAAAAAAUCUCCAAGAAGAUGUGACUUCUGGGUCCCCUUUUCACCCCGUCUUCAACAAACUCUCCAAGCACUGCCGAUGUUUCAAGUUAUCAAAUUCAAGUGAAUUUGUAUGUUGAUUACUUAUGAAAAAAGUUUAAACAUGUGUAAGUAAAUUUUCAGCUGCUAGCAAAGCCAAAAUUUGUUAAAUUACUGAAGUUUGGUCUUCUAUACAUCUUACCCACAGCAUCGUCCAUCUAGUCUUCUGUCAUCUGCCCAUUGUCUGUUAGUAGUGACGCCACAUUAUUGUUGACAGUCGGUAUCAGCAGAGAUAGGAGUCAAAGAUUUUUAAUAACCAAAGCAGGAGAAAAUCAUUUUAAAUUUUUAAUAAAUAUUUUAUGGUGUGAA